UAUAGCCUUUGGUGUAUUUCUCAACUCAUACUAUGAUGUGAAGUUCAAUAUGCCAGGAAUUACUUGUGCGCUUCUCGGGGUGAUUGUAACUUCUGUUUAUCAAGUGUGGGUUGGUAUGAAACAACAAGAAUUAGAUGUCGACGCUCUGCAGUUGUUGUUUUAUCAAGCACCUAUCUCCUCAUUUCUGAUGAUUUUACCUAUCUCUCUGUCAACAUCAUUCGACAAGAUUCCGAACAUCUGGAUUUCUUGGUCUGUGUUAGAUUGGGCUAUUGUUUUUCUAUCUGGUGUUUUUGCGUGGCUUGUAAAUAUAUCCAUAUAUUGGAUUAUUGGAAAUACGUCACCUGUAACGUAUCCUUUUUAAUCACAUACUUAUAUUUUGUAACAUUUGAAUGUUUGUCCCAU
Molecule: messenger RNA, 402 nt
Organism: Ruditapes philippinarum (Manila clam)
Lineage: Eukaryota; Metazoa; Mollusca; Bivalvia; Venerida; Veneridae
Product: solute carrier family 35 member E3-like
Exons: 3
Coding region: 50-361 (103 amino acids)
Source: RefSeq, a predicted model, not a curated record